AUGGCCUCUGUAUUAAAGAAUUUCCUGGGUCUCAAAGCCACCAUAGAUGACAACAGAUGCCCAGUGUCUCCGGAGAAGACCGCAGUAAGAGCUCUUCCCGCUGUAUGGUACACAUCACUAGAGCUGUACGAGCUCGAGCGACGGGCCAUUUUCUCCAAGAAAUGGUUACUCAUGACACAUAUACUGCGAUUCCCAAACACUGGUAAUUGGUCUCGCUACAAUAGCGCAGGAUAUCCCUUCAUUCUCGUCCGAGGCCAUGGUCGACACAUACAGGCAUUCCAUGAUAUCUGGUCUCAUGCUUUCACCGACGAGCUCGCGCAGACCCUAAUCUCGGAGCGACUUAAGGACACCAUAUUCAGAACUUUCCACGUCCAUCUGGAUGCGAAUGGCUUUGUCUGGGUCAACAUGGACGCUGGCAAGCAGCCUGAGAUCUCAUGGGAGAAGGAUUUCAACUUCGAGGAUUACGUUUUUGAUCACACCUGGUCUCAGCAGAUAUGGAAAGCUUUCAAAGUCCUAACUGCGUGUGAUAGAUGUUACCACUGCCUGACAGCACAUCCUGACGCGCAAGCGAUAGCCGAUCUCGAAGCCUAUUCAGUUGACACCGUGGACGGGUCUAUCGUUCACUUUGCCAACACCAAACCAGACCAAAUCGAACGGGGCCUGAAGAUCGCGAGCACCUACUAUUUCCCCAACGCGUCCAUGACGGUAACGCCGCAUUUCUUCUUCAUACAACGAUUUGUCCCCACCUCGCCUACCAUCUGCGAGAUGCGCUACGAGGUGUACCGGAAUAAAAACUCCAGCGAGGAGGAUUUCCAGUUGAUCAAUGAGAUGUAUAAGCGGAUUAUGAGUGAAGAUAAAUAUCUCUGUACUGAGGCACAAAAGAACAUCGGUAGGGGUGUCUUUGUCAAUGGUCUGCUUCAUCCCAGGAUGGAGAAGGGGCCGCUAUAUUUCCAAUCUGUUGUACGAGACCUUCUGUAUGAGCACUUUGAUCGGGAGAAGGAUGCAGGAAAGCAGAUUUGGCCUGCUGGACUUGAGGUUCUGGUGGCGGCUGAGCCCAAGUGA
Messenger RNA from Aspergillus pseudonomiae, 1062 nucleotides. RefSeq lists its product as uncharacterized. The transcript is spliced from 3 exons. Gene Ontology annotation, molecular function: 2 iron, 2 sulfur cluster binding; iron ion binding. NCBI's taxonomy places the organism in Eukaryota, Fungi, Ascomycota, Eurotiomycetes, Eurotiales, Aspergillaceae. The record is from RefSeq and is a predicted model, not a curated record. Bases 1 to 1062 code for a protein of 353 amino acids.